Varroa destructor (honeybee mite) is the source of this 1894-nucleotide messenger RNA. RefSeq lists its product as uncharacterized. The record is from RefSeq and is a predicted model, not a curated record. NCBI's taxonomy places the organism in Eukaryota, Metazoa, Arthropoda, Arachnida, Mesostigmata, Varroidae.
AACAUAUUACGUUGCGCAUUUCAGUUCUUUCUAGGUGACGAGUCGAAUUAAACAUCUUAUUUCGUGCUGUGAGGUAGACGUCUGAUGGAAUAACUAGCGGUGCUGCGGGACGAAAAAUGAGAUUUGCUAAUACUGUAAGAGUUCGUCGAGUUGUCCGUUUUUUCUCAACAACGAAGUGGGCAUUAAAGAACGUUUUACAAUGCAGUCGAAUCUUUUGUAACGCUAUAUUGUUACAGUUGAGAUUUAUCAGGAUAACAUGAUUGGAUGAGACAAGCAGCUGUCAUUUGGCAUUGUUUCUAUAUUUGCCAACUGCUAUAAUCGAUAUGUCCGAAGCAGUUUCGGUAGAAACCGUUCCAUAUGCAGGUGAAGCUCACCAGUACGUGGUAGAUACGUAUUCAAAACUACAUGGUGAGCAAAUGUACGCUAAAGCGGCUCGGAAGCGAAAACGCGUUGUUGUGUGCGCCGUCGUCUUGUCCAUGGCCACAUUCAUCAUCGUUACUGUCAUCAUUGUCACCAUAAGCUCUUCACCUUCGUCUGUGGAGCUACCGUUGGUCGAGAUCCCUGAAUGGCCUCAACGAAAAGUUGUACAUCGCGAGACUCCUAGUGGAACGACCUCGCGAGUUCUAAAAAUACUUUUUACAAACGAGACCCAGAACGAAAUUUCCAACCCAAAUAUUCAAGCCCAAGCUAUUUAUUCAACUAUGAAUUAUUAGACUACUAUUAGACGAACUUCCAGGUAGUGUAAACAGAGCUUCACUGAUGGUUGAUGAAAUAAUAAAUAUACAAUGUUGGUUAUCAGUAUCUAUGCAUAUGCGUCAGCUUGCGGACCUUUAUGGACUUUAGAAUGACGAAUUACGUUUGUUUGACAAAACAACUGACAUUGUAGUCUGUUGUCCUAUAGCUUGAACAUACGUCUCUUGUUUUUGAUAUUCAAUUACAUAUUAAGACAAUAAGUUGAUCUGCAUGUUAAAAAUCUGAAAAGUUAUUGAAAAUGUGCGUUCACCGGAAGAUUUCCGGGCUUAAGGAUAAACAAUACAGUUUGAUUCAAUGAGUAGCUAAUACGCUUUGAUUCAUUGUUAAUUGAUGCAUUCGAAAUUUACGCAAUAUGUCGUCUAAUUCUUCAGACAAAAACGUUGACGAAUGGUUCUGCUUCGUAUUUACUGUGACAAGUAGGUCUUUGUAUUUAAAUUGUGCUGUAAUGAAAGGACGUAAUUAACGCUACUUUAUAACACGAGCACACAAAUACUACAUUGAAGACCGUAAUGAAUCAUCUUAUACAGCAGAAGAAGUCGCCCACGUUUCAACUAUUGAGCUAAUUGCCAAUGAUGAAUCCUACUUUGAAGUUGAAAAGACUAAAAUAUAUCUCGACUUUUGUAACCGACGAAGCAUUUACUGCCGAUUUAGCAUUGCUUCUAGCUGGGUGAUGCAAAUGAAGGUUCCCGUUACAAAUAGGUACGAAAAGAUGAUGAUCUGUUUUAUUUGCAUGUACGCGUGGAAUUAAAACACUGAUGCUCGUGAACUAUGGACUUUGGCCUGUGCAUUAAUGAUAGAUUAUUCACUGGAAUUCUAAAUGUUCAAUAUAGUCUAUUGUCUUAGGACCAAAGAACACAUAAAAACAGUUUGGACCUAUUGGAAAAUUCAGGCCCGAUCAUAAUUUGACAGAGGAGAGCUUACAGUGAACGACUGUGAAAUAUGAUCCUCUUAGAUGAGUUAAUCUUUAAUUUUUGGUAAACGACUACGAUGCUUAAGAAAGGGAUACUUGGCACUGUAAGAUAGUAAAAAAACACUAACAACUACAUAGGUUUGCUAAAUUACCGUGUAGCCAUCACAUAUAGAGGAUACUCAGAAAUGCACAUAAAUAUAUAGGGUGGGACCAAAGUCUGACAGUUUUGAA